AUGGGAAAGGAGCGUGCUCCUAGAGCCUCCUUUGCUCUCAUGCUCAACCUGGUUGCGUUUGCAAUGGCGGUAUCAGCAGUAACCACCAGCUACUGGUGUGAGGGGACCAGAAAAGUGGUCAAACCGUUCUGCAGUGGUCCCACGACACCCAAGCAGACCUACUGCAUUCGUUUCAACAGCUCCAACCUCAAUGACAGCCGACAGGUGCAGUACAUCUACGAGACAGGCGAGGAGAAGUUUCUCAUGAAAAAGUUCCACACAGGUAUUUGGUUCUCCUGUGAACAGACAGUGGACCUCAUAGGUUUUACUUGUAGAAACUUCUUAGAAAUUGCACCACAACAUGAAAGAGGUGUGUUAUGGUUGUGCAUUGUGGCGGAGUGUCUGUUUAUCGGUUUGUUAUUCACCGGUGGAGUACUCAUGUCUGUGGAGCUGUGUCACUGCUGUAAUCUAAUGAACAGGCUCAAACUGAAUGCCUUUGCUGCCCUUUGCACCGCCUUAUCAGGUCUGUUUGGUAUGGUGGCUCACAUGAUGUUCACUACAGCUUUCCAGUUGGCUGUCAGCAUGGGCCCAGAGGACUGGAAACCCAAAACCUGGGACUACAGCUGGUCCUAUAUCUUGGCAUGGUGUUCGUUUGCCACCUGUAUGGCCUCAGCAGUCACAGCUCUGAACCAUUAUACCAAGACCAUUAUCGAGUUUAAGUUCAAACGAAGAAAUAUUGAGAAGAACCUCUUGAUCAAACAGAAACUUCUAGAACUGGACCUGCCAGAGCACUUGUUGAACAUGUAUCUGACCUCAGCGCUAAACCCAGAGGAUGAUGAGGUUGGCCUGCCAGUGAACGGAUUCAAACUGCCCAGUGGUUCCCUUGUCAACUCUGACUGUGGAGUUGCAUUGAAUACACACGGAGAAGAGUAUUGCUAA
Molecule: messenger RNA, 918 nt
Organism: Chanos chanos (milkfish)
Lineage: Eukaryota; Metazoa; Chordata; Actinopteri; Gonorynchiformes; Chanidae
Product: germ cell-specific gene 1-like protein
Exons: 5
Coding region: 1-918 (305 amino acids)
Cellular component (GO): plasma membrane
Source: RefSeq, a predicted model, not a curated record